CUGCUCGUAUUAAGGAGUUCCUCAUCCUUUUUGUUCGUGAAAGUGAGUUUGCUUAAUUAGAGAUGGAGCAAACGGACUGCAAACCCUACCAGCCUCUGUCAAAAGUCAAGCAUGAAAUGGAUCUAGCGUAUACCAGUUCUUCUGAUGAGAGUGAAGACGGAAGGAAACCAAGGCAGUCAUACAACUCCAGAGAAACUCUGCAUGAGUACAGCCAAGAGCUGAGAAUGAAUUACAAUAGCCAGAGCCGAAAGAGGAAAGAAGUCGAGAAAUCAACUCAAGAGAUGGAAUUCUGCGAAACCCCUCACACUCUGUGCUCUGGCUACCAGACAGACAUGCACAGUGUGUCUCGCCAUGGCUACCAGCUAGAGAUGGGGUCUGAUGUGGACACGGAGACAGAAGGUGCUGCCUCCCCUGACCACGCACUGAGAAUGUGGAUAAGGGGCAUGAAAUCGGAGCAUAGUUCCUGUUUGUCCAGCCGGGCCAACUCUGCAUUGUCCUUGACUGACACUGACCACGAAAGGAAGUCUGAUGGGGAGAAUGGUUUUAAAUUCUCUCCUGUUUGUUGUGACAUGGAGGCUCAAGCUGGGGCUACUCAAGACAUGCAGAGCAGCCCACACAACCAGUUCACCUUCAGACCCCUCCCACCGCCACCGCCGCCUCCACAUGCCUGCACCUGUGCCAGGAAGCCACCCCCUACAGCAGAUUCUCUUCAGAGAAGAUCAAUGACAACCCGAAGCCAGCCCAGCCCAGCUGCCCCUGCUCCCCCAACCAGUACACAGGAUUCUGUUCAUCUGCAUAACAGCUGGGUCUUGAAUAGCAACAUACCAUUGGAGACCAGGCAUUUCUUGUUCAAACAUGGAUCUGGUUCCUCCGCUAUCUUCAGUGCAGCCAGCCAAAACUACCCUCUGACGUCUAAUACCGUGUACUCGCCCCCUCCCAGGCCACUUCCUCGAAGCACCUUUUCUCGACCUGCCUUUACCUUCAACAAACCUUACAGGUGUUGUAACUGGAAGUGCACGGCCUUGAGCGCUACUGCAAUCACAGUGACUCUGGCUUUGUUAUUGGCCUAUGUGAUUGCAGUACAUUUGUUCGGACUGACUUGGCAGUUGCAACCAGUUGAAGGACAGCUCUAUGAAAAUGGAGUUAGCAAGGGGAGCAGAGGGACCGAGUCCUUGGAUACUACUUACUCUCCAAUUGGAGGAAAAGUUUCCGAUAAGUCAGAAAAAAAAGUGUUUCAGAAGGGACGUGCAAUAGACACCGGAGAGGUUGACAUCGGUGCACAGGUCAUGCAAACAAUCCCACCUGGCUUAUUCUGGCGUUUCCAGAUUACAAUCCACCAUCCUAUAUAUCUGAAAUUCAAUAUUUCAUUAGCCAAGGACUCUCUGCUGGGAAUUUAUGGCAGAAGAAACAUUCCACCUACACACACUCAGUUUGAUUUUGUAAAACUCAUGGAUGGAAAACAACUGGGCAAACAGGACUCCAAGGGCUCUGAUGAUACCCAGCAGUCCCCUCGGAACCUGAUCUUAACCUCAUUGCAGGAGACAGGUUUCAUAGAGUAUAUGGACCAGGGGCCAUGGUACCUGGCGUUUUACAAUGAUGGGAAAAAGAUGGAGCAAGUAUUCGUGUUAACUACAGCAAUUGAAAUCAUGGAUGACUGUUCAACCAAUUGCAAUGGAAAUGGAGAAUGCAUCUCUGGCCAUUGUCAUUGUUUCCCAGGAUUCCUUGGACCUGACUGUGCGAGAGAUUCAUGUCCUGUGCUGUGUGGUGGGAAUGGAGAAUACGAGAAAGGACACUGUGUCUGCCGGAAUGGCUGGAAGGGGCCAGAGUGUGAUGUUCCAGAAGAGCAAUGCAUUGACCCAACGUGCUUUGGCCACGGCACCUGCAUCAUGGGAGUCUGCAUCUGUGUGCCAGGAUACAAAGGAGAAAUAUGCGAAGAAGAGGACUGCCUAGACCCAAUGUGUUCUAGCCAUGGCAUCUGUGUAAAAGGAGAAUGCCACUGUUCCACCGGCUGGGGAGGAGUCAACUGUGAAACUCCACUUCCUAUAUGUCAAGAGCAGUGCUCAGGACAUGGAACCUUUCUUCUGGACACUGGAGUGUGCAGCUGCGAUCCCAAGUGGACAGGAUCUGAUUGUUCAACAGAGCUUUGCACCAUGGAGUGUGGUAACCAUGGAGUCUGUUCAAGGGGAAUUUGCCAGUGUGAAGAAGGCUGGGUAGGACCAACAUGUGAGGAACGCUCCUGUCACUCUCACUGUGCUGAGCAUGGCCAAUGCAAAGAUGGAAAAUGUGAGUGUAGCCCUGGAUGGGAAGGCGACCACUGCACAAUUGCUCACUAUUUAGAUGCAGUCCGAGAUGGCUGUCCAGGGCUCUGCUUUGGAAAUGGGAGAUGUACCCUGGAUCAAAAUGGUUGGCACUGUGUAUGUCAGGUGGGCUGGAGUGGAAUAGGUUGCAAUGUUGUCAUGGAAAUGCUUUGUGGAGAUAACCUGGACAAUGAUGGAGAUGGUUUGACUGACUGUGUGGACCCUGAUUGUUGUCAACAAAGCAACUGUUAUGUAAGUCCUCUUUGUCAGGGCUCUCCAGAUCCUCUUGACCUGAUUCAGCAAAGCCAGCCCCUCUUCUCUCAGCACACCUCUAGACUCUUCUAUGAUCGAAUCAAAUUCCUCAUUGGCAAGGACAGUACUCACGUCAUUCCUCCAGAGAUUUCAUUUGAUAGCAGGCGUGCCUGUGUGAUUCGAGGCCAAGUGGUGGCUAUAGAUGGAACCCCUCUAGUGGGAGUGAAUGUUAGCUUCUUGCACCACAGUGAUUAUGGGUUUACCAUCAGCCGGCAAGAUGGAAGCUUUGACCUUGUAGCAGUUGGUGGGAUCUCUGUCAUCUUAACUUUUGACCGAUCACCUUUCCUAACUGAGAAGAGGAUCCUCUGGUUGCCUUGGAAUCAGUUUAUUGUGGUGGAGAAAGUAACCAUGCAGAGAGUUGUAUCAGACCCACCAACCUGUGAUAUGUCCAACUUUAUCAGUCCAAAUCCUAUUGUGCUUCCUUCACCACUCACUUCAUUUGGAGGAUCCUGUCCAGAGAGAGGAACUAUUGUUCCAGAGCUCCAGGUUGUACAGGAGGAGAUCCCCAUUCCUUCCAGUUUUGUGAGGCUGAGUUAUUUGAGCAGCCGUACCCCCGGGUAUAAAACCUUGCUACGAAUCCUUCUGACACAUUCAACAAUUCCUAUGGGGAUGAUUAAAGUACACCUCACAGUAGCUGUGGAAGGGCGACUCACACAGAAGUGGUUUCCUGCUGCAAUUAAUCUUGUCUACACAUUUGCCUGGAACAAGACCGACAUCUAUGGACAGAAGGUUUGGGGACUGGCAGAAGCUUUGGUGUCUGUGGGAUAUGAAUAUGAAACAUGCCCUGACUUUAUUCUCUGGGAGAAAAGGACAGUCAUUUUGCAAGGUUUUGAGAUGGAUGCUUCUAACCUAGGAGGCUGGUCCUUAAACAAGCAUCAUAUUUUGAAUCCUCAAAGUGGAAUCAUACAUAAAGGGAAUGGAGAAAAUAUGUUCAUCUCCCAACAGCCUUCAGUUAUAUCAACCAUUAUGGGUAAUGGACACCAACGGAGUGUAGCCUGCACCAAUUGCAAUGGCCCAGCCCACAACAACAAGCUCUUUGCUCCUGUCGCCUUAGCUUCUGGUCCUGAUGGAAGUGUGUAUGUUGGUGACUUCAAUUUUGUAAGGCGAAUAUUUCCCUCGGGAAACUCUGUUAGUAUUUUGGAAUUAAGCACAAGUCCUGCUCACAAAUACUAUCUGGCUAUGGACCCUAUGUCUGAAUCGCUGUAUCUCUCAGACACCAAUACACGAAAAGUCUACAAAUUGAAAUCUCUUGUGGAAACAAAAGAUCUGUCCAAGAAUUUCGAAGUGGUGGCAGGAACAGGAGAUCAGUGCCUUCCCUUUGACCAGAGUCACUGUGGAGAUGGCGGGAGAGCAUCGGAAGCAUCACUGAACAGUCCUCGAGGUAUUACAGUUGAUAGGCAUGGAUUCAUUUACUUUGUGGAUGGGACUAUGAUUCGGAAAAUUGAUGAGAAUGCUGUAAUCACAACUGUAAUCGGCUCAAACGGUCUGACUUCCACACAGCCACUGAGCUGUGACUCAGGAAUGGACAUCACUCAGGUGCGAUUAGAGUGGCCAACAGACCUUGCAGUCAAUCCCAUGGACAAUUCAUUGUAUGUCUUGGAUAACAACAUUGUGCUGCAAAUUUCUGAGAACAGGCGUGUGCGGAUCAUUGCAGGACGCCCCAUUCACUGCCAGGUGCCAGGCAUCGAUCAUUUCUUGGUCAGCAAGGUGGCAAUUCACUCCACUCUUGAGUCUGCGAGGGCUAUCAGCGUCUCCCACAGCGGGCUGCUCUUCAUAGCUGAAACAGACGAGAGGAAAGUAAACCGCAUUCAGCAAGUCACCACCAAUGGGGAGAUCUCCAUCAUCGCUGGCGCCCCCACUGACUGUGACUGCAAAAUUGAUCCCAACUGUGACUGUUUUUCGGGUGACGGUGGCUAUGCCAAAGAUGCAAAGAUGAAAGCCCCUUCCUCCUUAGCGGUAUCCCCUGAUGGUACCCUCUAUGUGGCAGACCUUGGGAAUGUCCGCAUCCGUACCAUCAGCAAAAACCAAGCCCAUUUGAAUGACAUGAACCUUUAUGAGAUUGCCUCACCUGCUGAUCAGGAACUCUACCAGUUCACUGUCAACGGAACCCACCUGCACACCCUGAACCUGAUAACGAGGGACUACGUAUAUAACUUCACCUACAAUGCUGAAGGUGACUUGGGUGCAAUUACUAGCAGUAAUGGCAAUUCAGUGCACAUACGCCGGGAUGCAGGGGGGAUGCCCCUCUGGCUUGUGGUGCCUGGAGGGCAGGUAUACUGGCUGACCAUAAGCAGCAAUGGAGUCCUGAAAAGAGUGUCAGCCCAAGGCUACAAUCUGGCCUUAAUGACCUAUCCAGGAAACACAGGGCUUCUGGCUACCAAAAGUAACGAAAAUGGAUGGACAACCGUUUAUGAGUAUGACCCCGAGGGACAUCUGACCAAUGCCACAUUUCCCACUGGAGAGGUCAGCAGCUUUCACAGUGACCUGGAGAAGCUGACAAAAGUGGAGUUAGAUACUUCCAACCGCGAAAAUGUCCUCAUGUCAACCAACUUGACAGCAAUGAGUACCAUAUAUAUUUUAAAACAAGAAAACACCCAAAGUACCUAUCGGGUGAGUCCAGAUGGCUCCCUACGAGUCACUUUUGCCAGUGGGAUGGAGAUCAGCCUCAGCUCAGAGCCCCAUAUCCUGGCUGGAGCGGUCAACCCCACCCUGGGCAAAUGCAACAUCUCACUGCCAGGAGAACACAAUGCAAACCUCAUCGAGUGGAGGCAGCGGAAGGAACAAAACAAAGGCAACAUUUCAGCCUUUGAAAGGAGACUGAGGGCCCAUAACAGAAACCUGCUCUCCAUAGAUUUUGAUCAUAUAACCCGCACAGGAAAGAUCUAUGAUGAUCAUCGGAAAUUCACCCUUCGAAUUCUUUAUGACCAGACGGGGCGGCCUGUUCUGUGGUCUCCCGUAAGCAGAUAUAAUGAAGUGAACAUCACAUAUUCACCUUCAGGAUUGGUGACAUUUAUUCAGAGAGGGACGUGGAAUGAAAAAAUGGAAUAUGACCAGAGUGGAAAAAUCAUUUCAAGAACUUGGGCUGAUGGGAAAAUUUGGAGCUAUACCUACUUAGAAAAGUCAGUGAUGCUCCUCUUACACAGUCAGCGGCGUUACAUCUUUGAGUACGACCAAUCGGAUUGCCUGCUCUCAGUCACUAUGCCUAGUAUGGUGCGCCACAGCCUACAAACCAUGCUUUCAGUGGGUUACUUCCGGAACAUCUAUACUCCCCCCGACAGUAGCACUUCUUUCAUCCAAGACUAUAGUCGAGAUGGUCGGCUGCUACAGACCCUGCAUCUGGGGACAGGGCGCAGAGUUCUGUACAAGUACACCAAACAAGCAAGGCUGUCUGAAAUUCUCUAUGAUACCACUCAGGUCACAUUAACUUAUGAAGAAUCUUCCGGAGUAAUUAAGACAAUACAUCUGAUGUAUGACGGCUUCAUUUGCACCAUCAGAUACAGACAAACAGGCCCUCUCAUUGGACGCCAGAUUUUCCGAUUCAGUGAAGAAGGUCUUGUGAAUGCACGCUUUGACUACAGCUACAACAACUUCCGUGUCACCAGCAUGCAAGCUGUUAUAAAUGAAACACCUUUGCCCAUAGAUCUGUACCGCUAUGUUGAUGUCUCUGGUAGAACAGAACAAUUUGGAAAAUUCAGUGUCAUUAAUUAUGAUUUAAAUCAGGUCAUAACUACCACAGUGAUGAAGCACACCAAGAUCUUCAGCGCCAAUGGUCAAGUGAUUGAAGUCCAAUAUGAAAUCUUAAAGGCAAUUGCCUAUUGGAUGACAAUCCAAUAUGACAAUAUGGGCCGCAUGGUAAUAUGCGAUAUAAGAGUAGGAGUAGAUGCCAAUAUCACAAGAUACUUCUAUGAAUACGACGCUGAUGGACAACUUCAAACUGUUUCUGUAAAUGAUAAAACCCAGUGGCGUUAUAGUUAUGACCUGAAUGGAAACAUCAACCUGUUAAGCCAUGGGAAUAGUGCUCGUCUUACUCCUCUCCGAUAUGACCUCCGGGACCGUAUCACCAGACUGGGAGAAAUUCAGUAUAAAAUGGAUGAAGAUGGCUUUCUGAGGCAGAGGGGAAAUGAUGUGUUUGAAUACAAUUCUAAUGGUCUGCUGCAGAAAGCCUACAACAAGGCUUCUGGCUGGACUGUGCAGUAUUACUAUGACGGGCUUGGGCGACGUGUCGCCAGUAAGUCCAGCCUAGGGCAGCACCUGCAGUUCUUUUAUGCAGACCUUGCCAACCCCAUAAGAGUUACUCAUUUGUACAACCACACAAGCUCAGAGAUUACAUCUCUGUAUUAUGAUCUCCAAGGCCACCUUAUUGCCAUGGAGCUAAGCAGUGGGGAAGAAUAUUAUGUUGCCUGUGAUAAUACAGGCACCCCACUAGCUGUGUUCAGCAGCCGAGGUCAGGUGAUAAAAGAGAUAUUGUACACUCCUUAUGGAGAUAUCUACCAUGACACUUACCCUGACUUUCAGGUCAUCAUUGGUUUCCAUGGAGGACUCUAUGAUUUCCUUACUAAAUUAGUGCACCUGGGGCAACGGGAUUAUGAUGUUGUUGCCGGUAGAUGGACAACACCGAAUCAUCACAUAUGGAAACACUUGAACCUCCUUCCUAAGCCAUUCAACCUCUACUCCUUUGAAAAUAAUUACCCAGUUGGCAAAAUUCAAGACGUUGCAAAGUAUACUACAGAUAUUGGAAGUUGGUUGGAGUUAUUUGGUUUCCAGUUACACAAUGUGCUACCUGGAUUUCCAAAACCUGAAUUAGAAAAUUUGGAAUUAACUUAUGAACUUCUGCAACUUCAAACAAAAACACAAGAGUGGGAUCCUGGAAAGACUAUCCUGGGUAUUCAGUGUGAGCUACAGAAACAGCUCAGGAAUUUCAUUUCCUUGGACCAACUUCCCAUGACUCCUCAGUAUAGCGAUGGACGGUGCCUUGAAGGAGGGAAACAACCAAGGUUUGCUGCGGUUCCUUCUGUUUUUGGAAAAGGUAUCAAAUUUGCCAUUAAGGAUGGCAUAGUAACAGCUGAUAUUAUAGGAGUAGCCAAUGAAGAUAGCAGGCGGCUUGCUGCCAUUCUCAAUAAUGCUCAUUACCUGGAAAACCUACAUUUUACCAUAGAGGGGAGGGACACUCACUACUUUAUUAAGCUUGGAUCUCUGGAGGAAGACCUGGUACUGAUCGGUAACACUGGGGGGAGGCGGAUUCUGGAGAAUGGUGUCAAUGUCACUGUGUCCCAGAUGACUUCUGUGUUGAAUGGAAGGACUAGACGGUUUGCAGAUAUCCAGCUCCAGCAUGGGGCUCUGUGCUUCAACAUCCGGUAUGGGACAACUGUGGAAGAGGAGAAGAACCACGUGUUGGAGAUUGCCAGACUUCGAGCUGUGGCCCAGGCCUGGACUAAGGAACAAAGAAGGCUGCAAGAAGGGGAAGAGGGUCUUCGGGCAUGGACAGAGGGUGAAAAGCAGCAGCUUUUGAGCACUGGGAGGGUACAAGGUUAUGAUGGGUAUUUUGUUUUAUCUGUUGAGCAGUAUUUAGAACUUUCUGACAGUGCCAACAAUAUUCACUUUAUGAGACAGAGCGAAAUAGGCAGGAGGUAACAAAAGAAAUCUCUGCCUUUGCGUCACCAAAGACUGCCUGUUUUUAAAACACAAAA
Messenger RNA from Chrysochloris asiatica (Cape golden mole), 8296 nucleotides. RefSeq names its product teneurin transmembrane protein 1 (gene TENM1). The coding region runs from base 63 to 8240 and encodes 2725 amino acids. Gene Ontology annotation, cellular component: membrane; neuron projection. The transcript has 31 exons. NCBI's taxonomy places the organism in Eukaryota, Metazoa, Chordata, Mammalia, Afrosoricida, Chrysochloridae. Gene Ontology annotation, biological process: heterophilic cell-cell adhesion; neuron development; signal transduction. The record is from RefSeq and is a predicted model, not a curated record. Gene Ontology annotation, molecular function: cell adhesion molecule binding; protein heterodimerization activity; protein homodimerization activity.